GAGCCACAACACUUGCAGGUAGAAGUGAGCAGAGCAAAGGACUACAACAUCAAGACAACAUCAAGAUGGACAGACAAGUUGCACUUGAAGCUUUGGGUGCAGUUUGCAAUGCCCAGAUCACUUCUGUUCAAAACCAAAGAGCAGGAGGUCACGCUGGAGUUUUCCAAAGAGCAGGCUUUCCCGGCUCAGCAGCACCAACGCUGUCUAUAAACAGUCUCAUUUGUGCAAUCGCAGAUGGAGAUCAAACCUGCCCAGUGUCAAGAAACAACUUUGCCAGAAUUCAACGUGUUCUGCAAGAUGGAGGGCAAUGUUCAGGCUCUGACACCUGUUUUCGAACUGCACCACAAGAAAGGUCUUUCAUCAUCGAUGAGAGCGAAUUCUUUGAUCCGACAUUUGACUACGAUUUCUCUGGUCUCAAAGACACAGAGACCUAUUACAGAGGCGGAGAGGUGUAUGAACGACCAAGUGGUUGGUACCGUUUUGCCCUCAAGGUCCUGAAUAAGUAUGAUGGAAAUACAUGGCUGGGAACUCGGUACCGAAGCACUGCGUCAGUGCCAGGGGAGUGGCCUGUGUCCUACCAUGGGACAUCUAAGGAAGGAGCUGGGGGCAUCAUUGAAGGAUUCUACAAGCCAGGUCCAGGUCAGGCCUAUGGCAGAGGGAUUUACUCUACCCCUUACGUCAAUGAAGCUGUCUCUUAUGCCAAAACCUUCACUUCUCAAAAGAAUGGCAAGCAAUACAACGUGAUUCUGCAAAAUCGGAUCAACCCACAGUACAGGCAGAAACACAACAACGAUAAGUACUGGCUGGUUCCCAUCCCGUCUGUGUUCUCAGCUCAAGAAGAGCAGGCGAUAGUAGAACAGGCCAUCCGCCCUUAUGGUCUUCUGUUGAAGGAGGUCUAAAAGAGCAAGAAAGGUCCCCCAAAAACCUGCAAACUUGACCUGAAGCACAUCAACUAGAAGCACAACCUGUUGAUGUCAGAUUAAAUGUGAAGAUGAAUGUGGGAAAAUGAUAUCACUGCUGUUUGCAUGUGUAUGAAAAGAUUAAACAAACCGCUUCAAA
This is a messenger RNA of Haplochromis burtoni (Burton's mouthbrooder), 1059 nucleotides long. RefSeq lists its product as uncharacterized. The coding region runs from base 66 to 899 and encodes 277 amino acids. The record is from RefSeq and is a predicted model, not a curated record. The transcript is spliced from 4 exons. NCBI's taxonomy places the organism in Eukaryota, Metazoa, Chordata, Actinopteri, Cichliformes, Cichlidae.